This is a messenger RNA of Daphnia carinata, 1278 nucleotides long. RefSeq names its product probable ATP-dependent RNA helicase DHX37. The coding region runs from base 507 to 1247 and encodes 246 amino acids. The transcript has 2 exons. NCBI's taxonomy places the organism in Eukaryota, Metazoa, Arthropoda, Branchiopoda, Diplostraca, Daphniidae. The record is from RefSeq and is a predicted model, not a curated record.
GAUUCGUACUGUUUUUCAAUUACAUUUUAAAAUAUUGAAAAUUCAUUUUAGCAUUUACAGAAAGCCAAGAAUGGAUGUCAAAAAUCACUCCACUUGGCAGAGCCAUGGCAGCUUAUCCAUUAGCACCGCGCUUUGCAAAGAUGUUAUUAUUAAGCCAACAAAAUGACCUACGUCAGCUGAGCAUUACUCUGGUGGCUGCCCUAUUAGUACAAGAACUUGUGCUGGAUCAGCCAGCCGAUUCUGUAGCAGGCGAUACUCACAGAAGGUGGCUUGGUCAACGUCUAUCCUGGGCUGGAACGGGACAGUCCCUACUUUUAGGAGACCCCAUGGUACUCCUGCGUGCUGUUGGCGCCGCCGAGUACUCGGGUGAUAUUGAAGCGUUUUGUUCCACGAACGGGAUACGUAGCAAAGCUCUUCGUGAAGUCCGAAAACUGCGGGUCUAGCUGACAAACGAAACGAACUUGAAUUUACCAUCGGGCACUGCAUCGAUUGUGGUUGACCCUCGCAUGGCGCCCCCUACUGAAUUGCAAGCCAAACUUUUGCGUCAGAUUCUGAUGGCUGGACUUCCCGAUCACGUGGCUAAGCGAAUACCUCCAAAUGAAAUCAAGGAAACCGAAGACUGUAGAAAGUACAAAUACGCUUAUCGCUGCCCAGAAAUGGAAGAUCCUGUCUUCUUGAACUCAUCGAGUAUCUUGCGCUAUUCGCACCCUGAAUGGAUCAUUUAUCAGGACAUUUAUGAACAUGCCAACAAAAUCUAUUUGCGUGGUAUUAGGGCCAUCAAACCCGAAUGGCUGCCUAUAUUCAGUCCUACACAGUGCACCUUCUCUGCCCCCUUGGAGCUUUCUGCCCCUGGUUAUGAUUCAGACCAGGGCCGUGUAAUGUGUCACAUGAAUGUUACAUUUGGGAGAAGUGGUUGGCCUCUGCCUGUAAUGGAGCUUGAAUAUCCAGCUGGUAUCGACCGGUUCAAGUUUUUAGCCCAGUUUUUCCUUAAUGGAGAGGUUUGUCGUCCUCUAGCAAAAUACACGGCAGCUCUGCUGUCAACUCCAUCAACAAUGGUCAAGACAUGGGUGAAACUCCAGCCCAAGACACAAGUGUUACUUCAACAACUGACAAUUGGUAAUCUCGAUAGCUUAGAUUCGCUUCUUGCCGCUUGGCAAAAAGAUAAAUUCUAUCUCCUGGGGGCCUAUAAAGCCUGGGUACCUGAAUCACUUCAUGAAGAAAUCAAUACCCUUUGGCCUCCUGUGUAAUUGACUGUAAAAUAUAUGGACCUCUUUAUUG